Phycomyces blakesleeanus NRRL 1555(-) is the source of this 195-nucleotide messenger RNA. RefSeq lists its product as hypothetical. Bases 1 to 195 code for a protein of 64 amino acids. The record is from RefSeq and is a predicted model, not a curated record. NCBI's taxonomy places the organism in Eukaryota, Fungi, Mucoromycota, Mucoromycetes, Mucorales, Phycomycetaceae. The transcript is spliced from 2 exons.
AUGUUGAGUGCCCCUAUGGCAAUGAACCGUGAUGUAAACCAGGUUCAACAAAAAAGCGAAAACCGAUUCAUUAGUCCAAUGCAUUACAGCCAGAGUUUGAUAGAAAUUUCUGAAUUUCCUGACUUUUCUGAAUUUCUUCAUGUCUUUGCACUUAUUGGCUUACUGCUUUAUCUCCACACCUUGUGUCCUUAUUGA